UUAAUGCAAAAAUGUCAAUCAAAGGAAAUGAGAAAGUUGGGAAAGUACUACAUUGCUUCAUCCUAUGUGAAGUAUAUAGAGUCCGCUGGUGCAAGAGUCGUGCCCAUAAGGCUUGAUCUUACACAUAUAGAGUAUGCAGAAAUUUUCAGAUCUAUUAAUGGAAUACUUUUUCCUGGAGGAGGUGUUAGCAUAGUACAUUCAGAUUAUUCCCACGUGGCCAAAAUAUUUUACAACAAAGCCAUAGAGAGUUAUGAUAAUGGAGACUAUUUUCCUGUGUGGGGAACAUGUCUUGGAUUUGAGGAGCUUUCGUUUCUGGUUAGUGGAAAGAACUUACUAACACUCACAGACACUGUCUCAGUGCCAUUGCCCUUGAAUUUCACUGCAGGUGUAUUACAGGGCAGAAUGUUCCAGAAUUUUCCUGCUGACUUAUUGAUGUCAUUAGCAUUAGAACCUCUGACUGCAAAUUUUCACAAGUGGAGCCUCUCUGUGAAGAACUUUACAGAAAAUGAAAACUUAACAAAGUUUUUCAAUAUAUUAACAACAAACACAGAUGGCAGUAUUGAGUUCAUCUCAACCAUGGAAGGACGUAAGUAUCCAGUAUAUGCUGUGCAGUGGCAUCCUGAGAAAGCCCCGUAUGAGUGGAAGUCAUUGAACGGCAUUUCCCAUGCACCAAAUGCUGUGAAGACUGCAUUUUACUUAGCAGAGUUUUUUGUUUCUGAAGCUCGGAAAAAUGAUCACCACUUUGAGAACGUAUUUGAGGAGAUGGAAUCCUUGAUUUAUCAGACCUAUCCACUUUAUACUGGAAAUAUUUCUUCAUUUCAGCAAUGUUACAUGUUUGACUGAAAGUCUUCAAUAUGGCAACAGAGCAACUUUGCGUAAUUCUAUGGCUUGCUAACACUGCUCAUGGCAAUAUGAGAAAGCCACACAGAUGCCUUUGCUGUGUGCCUCAUUCUGAUUCUUCACUUAGUACAUGAUUAUUUUUAUCAGAUUUGAUAACUUGACAGUGAAAAAGAUAAACAAUCAUAGUGUUUUUCAUGAAAAAAGUCUUCUUAUGCCUAAAGAUUAUUAAAAUAU
Messenger RNA from Acomys russatus (golden spiny mouse), 1074 nucleotides. It is a transcript of the gene Ggh, whose product is annotated as gamma-glutamyl hydrolase. Gene Ontology annotation, molecular function: gamma-glutamyl-peptidase activity. The annotation marks the transcript as partial. Gene Ontology annotation, biological process: tetrahydrofolylpolyglutamate metabolic process. Gene Ontology annotation, cellular component: vacuole. NCBI's taxonomy places the organism in Eukaryota, Metazoa, Chordata, Mammalia, Rodentia, Muridae. The record is from RefSeq and is a predicted model, not a curated record. The transcript is spliced from 8 exons.